This is a messenger RNA of Pocillopora verrucosa, 2214 nucleotides long. Lineage: Eukaryota; Metazoa; Cnidaria; Anthozoa; Scleractinia; Pocilloporidae. The record is from RefSeq and is a predicted model, not a curated record.
AUGAGUAAGAAAGACUCCAAGGAUUCUCAUGCCAGGGUGUGCCUUAGUCGACUUACUAGAAUUUUGGAGAUCACCAUGCUUGAAGAAUUACAACAACUUGAACACACGGGGGAUGUCGCGAGAAAUCUGGAGAUCGAAAGUAAUUCGGAACCUGCACAGAAAAGUUUUUUCUACAAAUCAUCGGAAAAGAUAAACAAGAUCAUCAGCAGAAGAGGGAGUCAUAAAAUAUUUGGCCAUUCACUUACAGAGGAAGCUGUUCUCAGAAUCUCAACUCUUAUAAAUUACUUAAAGUCAUAUGUGGACAAGGAGGGGUUGUUUAGAGUUUCUGGCAACAAGAAAAGACAAGAGGAACUAAAAGAAAUACUUGACAAAGAAGACCCAGUUAACUUUGAAAAUGGAAGAUUCACUCCACAUGAUGUAGCAUCUGUUCUUAAAAUCUUCCUCGGAGAUCUCCCAGAACCUCUUCUGACAAAUGCUCCUUUGGAUGCUUACUUACAAAUCACAGAGAUCCGUAAUGAUGAAUCCAGUGCUAAGAUGAUUGAAGCAUUCCAGCUUCUCUUCUUGUUGGUGCCGCCUCCAAAUAGAAUGCUGUUACAGCAGUUAUUGGAACUCCUUAAUCUUACCUCUAAGAAUCCUUACAAUAAAAUGACAGCCCACAACCUUGCUGUGGUUUUUUCACCCAACAUUAUGGGCUUCAAAGAGAUUCCCAAAGGUCUGUUGGAGGAGAUUGAAGCAGCAGAGGAGUGUUUUAAAAAGGGAAGCGAGGAACUGCCAGUUACUCGCACAUUUUGUCAGCAAAUGGACCGAUCAUCUCAUAAACAAGCUGUCCAACAAACUACAACAGAUGCUUUGGUGCAACUCUACAAUCAUGUCAUUGACCUUCCUGAUGGACCUGUUAGGCAGAAGUUCUUACAAAGGUUUGAGAAGAUGCAUCCCGGCACUCCUCCGUUUAUCCCGCGCUCAAAGAAGGCCAGUUGUGUGAAAAAUCUCGCUUCUUCAACUCCGGUAAACUCAGCUGAGUCUCCGGCAGUAAAGUUAACAAGAACUCCGCUGUCACCCAUCCCAGGGAGGAACACGCCUGUAACAAGUACACCAACACUGAAGAGACGAGUGGCUUUUGAUGUGGUAGAUUCUCCAGAUUGCUUCACGCCUAAAAUGCCGGUAUUCAGAGGUACACCCUUCCUCUCCAGACUAGGUUUUAAAACACCUUCAGGUGUGAUCCAUGCCGGUGACUCCCCUGCAAUCAAACACAAGCGAACUAAGUCUACGUCUCAUCCAAAAGAUUUUGUUUCCCCAAGAAAGCAUGAAAGGCGUCGUUCAGCUCAUACUCCUGGCAACAGGAGACUACCAAGUACCACUGACACACCAUUCACACCCUCAGGAUUCAUGAGGAGUGUUGAGCAGAUGGAUGAUGGCUGCGAAGCCAAAUCUCUGGUGUUCACUCCCUCAGUGAAAACUCGACGCGCCACCCCACCUCAUUUGAGACAAAACCUUUCAUCAGUUGACCACACGAUGGAUGAGAUUUACGUCUGAUUAAACCCGUGCUGUGAUCACCAUCGAGUCAUAUUGUUCCUCGUUGGCUUCUAAACCAAAUUUCCAGCUUUUCAAGCAUCCGACUUUUCCAUGGUUAAUCCUUACCUGCUUGGACGAAAACCGUUUAAAACGCCCAAUUAUUUAUUUCUAACUAUAGUCGAUUUCAAAUGCUACAAACAUGUUUCACUUGGACAGGUUUCUCACGUGUCUGCAAUGUCGUGGUCAUUUUUCUAAGCCUGGAGUAUCAGCCGAUUUGGGCGUGGGUCAUCGAAAGUCUUGUAAAAUGGUUCAAAGUGAUCGUCCAGAGAAAAGCAAAACAAGAAAUUUUCUGACUGAAUGGUUGUUUCCACUUAAGUUGAAACCCACUUCCAGAUCAUUGCUCAUGAAAUACAUAAGCUAAGAAAUUCCACGAAAAAGAUUGUGGGAAGUCAUGAACGUUUUAAAGCUUGAAUGAGUAGAUACGACUCUUGUUUGAAUGUUCGCAUCUUUGUAUACAUUUUACUCCUAGGCGACAUCGCAUAUGACUCGAGAUGCUGUAAGAGGUAGUUGAGCUACUGAAGUUUAAAGAAAAGAAAAAAAAAGGCUUUUGUAAAUAUUCGUAAAUAGAACCAAGAUGUAGAGUUUAGUUCUGCUUGAGAUAAUUUAUAUCUUCUGGUUAAAAAAACAAAACUUUUUUGUGAA